AUGGAUCCCAAUCAAAGUCUCGCUCAGGCUCUUAUUGAUGGGCAACCUGUCCAAGACUUCAGCCAAGAAGAAGUCGAAACAAUUCGCUCCGAUUUAGAGAAAGAGAAGGAAAAAACGAUAAAAGAAGGUAAUACAGAAAAAUUGAAAUUAAUACAGAAAAUUUUAGCAAAUAUCGAUGAUAUUUCAACUGCCACACAACAAAAGAAAAAGAAUCACCAACUACCUCCGAUUAAACAACCAACAAAUGAAGAAAAACAAGAAGAAUUAAGGAAAAAAGUCGAGCAAGCUGCCAAUGAGAACGACGUUUCAAUCAUACAAGGGGACGAAAUCUCUGAUGCAAUAAAUAUUUCAAAGCAAAUCAUCAAAGAAAAAUCCGAAAAGCGAGAAUUACUUGAAGCUCAAAAAUACCAGGAUCUAUACGAUAGUCUACUUUUAUACAGGAACAAAACACGUAAGGUGAACAAAGAAUCUGCAAAAUUGAAUGACCUCGAUUCUCAAAUUAAUAAUUUAGAAGAAACACUUCGAGAAGCUAAGGAUAAACGUGACAAAGCGAUUUCAGAAUUCGAUAACCAAACAAACACUAAACUUUCCGAAAUGCAACAACAAAAUGAAGACAAAUAUAAUAAUUACGAUCAAGAAACUCAAGAAAAAGUACCACAAUCUGUUACAAAACCAAGUCCGAUGCUUCUUGACUUGAGAGCACGUGCUAACCACUUAAUAAAUUCGCAUAGAUUCGCCGAAGCCCAUAAUUACGAUGUAGAAGCCCAAAAAUUAGAAGAGAAAGAGUUGGAAUCAGCUAAAAAGUCCUUCCUCCACGCAAGAUCUAAGCAAAAAUCAAAAAUAAUGUUAGAAGAUAACAAUAAAAUCAAUAUUUACCUUCAAAAGCGUCAAAAUGAGCGUGAGGAAAUGCUGAGGAACCAUAAUCACCAGAUAUAUGUCAUUGAAAAAACAAUCGGAAAUUUAGAUUCACAAAAAACGGAUAAACCAAAGCCAAAGAUUGCUCCCAUUCAAACCACGAAGUCUCGUCAACUAAUAACUCCCCAUUUGUUGAUGCCUCUUGGAAGAAGACCUCAAUCUGCUUAUUCUCUUUCCCGCCCAAGGAGUCAGAACUCCUUUGGAGCUACACAGUAA
Molecule: messenger RNA, 1131 nt
Organism: Trichomonas vaginalis G3
Lineage: Eukaryota; Parabasalia; Trichomonadida; Trichomonadidae
Exons: 1
Coding region: 1-1131 (376 amino acids)
Source: RefSeq, a predicted model, not a curated record